Gasterosteus aculeatus aculeatus (three-spined stickleback) is the source of this 3382-nucleotide messenger RNA. RefSeq names its product wingless-type MMTV integration site family, member 7Aa (gene wnt7aa). The record is from RefSeq and is a predicted model, not a curated record. Lineage: Eukaryota; Metazoa; Chordata; Actinopteri; Perciformes; Gasterosteidae. Gene Ontology annotation, cellular component: extracellular region. Gene Ontology annotation, molecular function: cytokine activity; frizzled binding. Gene Ontology annotation, biological process: canonical Wnt signaling pathway; neuron differentiation; positive regulation of JNK cascade.
UGCACCGAGCAAUCCACCGGCUGGCUGCGGCCGAGCGGGCACCAUGAGCAGGAAGACGCGCCGCUGGAUCUUCCACUUGUUCCUGUGCCUUGGAGUGUUGUAUCUGAAAAUCGGGGGCCUGUCCUCGGUGGUCGCACUGGGCGCGAGCAUCAUCUGUAACAAAAUCCCCGGCUUGGCCCCCCGUCAGCGGACUAUCUGCCAGAGCCGACCCGACGCCAUCAUAGUGAUCGGAGAGGGGGUUCAGAUGGGGAUCAACGAGUGCCAGUUCCAGUUCAGGCACGGCCGCUGGAACUGCUCGGCCCUGGCGGAGAGGACCGUGUUCGGGAAAGAGCUCAAAGUGGGCAGCAAAGAGGCCGCGUUCACCUACGCCAUCAUUGCAGCCGGGGUCGCCCACGCCGUCACCGCGGCCUGCACGCAGGGCAGCCUGAGCGGCUGCGGCUGCGACGCGGACAAGCAGGGCUUCUACAACCAGGAGGAGGGCUGGAAGUGGGGCGGCUGCUCCGCCGACGUCCACUACGGCCUCGGCUUCUCCAAGGUGUUCGUGGACGCGCGGGAGAUCAAGCAGAACGCCAGGACGCUCAUGAAUUUACACAACAACGAAGUGGGCCGCAAGGUCCUGGAGAAAGGCAUGCGUCUCGAGUGCAAAUGCCACGGCGUGUCGGGGUCCUGCACCACCAAGACGUGCUGGACGACGCUCCCCAAGUUCCGCCAGCUGGGAUACGUCCUGAAGGACCGGUACAACCAGGCCGUGCACGUGGAGCCGGUGCGGGCCAGCCGCAACAAGCGGCCCGCCUUCCUGAAGAUCAAGAAACCCCACUCCUACCGCAAGCCCACGGACACAGAGCUGGUCUACAUCGAGAGGUCGCCCAACUACUGCGAGGCCGACCUGCUGACGGGCAGCGUGGGCACGCAGGGUCGCCUGUGCAACAAGACGGCGCUGCAGCCCAACAGCUGCGACCUGAUGUGCUGCGGCCGAGGCUACGACACGCACCAGUACUCGCGCGUCUGGCAGUGCAACUGCAAGUUCCUGUGGUGCUGCUACGUGAAAUGCAACACGUGCAGCGAGAGGACAGAGGUGUACACCUGUAAAUAGAGGUAUUUAUUGGGCGAGUAUUUGGGCCGAGGUGGGCGAGACACUCGCGCGGAGGGAACGCCCAUUCCGUCAACAGUCACGACACCCCGGUUCCCCCGACGUGUCCAUCGUACCGAUGCCAAUGGACAUCUGCCUCGACGCUGGACUCUUUUUCGCUUUUCAUUUGUGUGCCAUUUGCUACCCGGGGCUUGACUUCUCUCCGCUGGUCUGUUGGCAUGACUCUCCUCUGGCUGGUCUUUUAUUUUUUUAGACUAAUAAUUUAUUAAAUGAGAAAACUACUGAUCAUUUUUGAAAACUCACUGAUGGCUAUAUUCCGGUAAGGCAAUAAGUUGUGUAGAUGCCUUCAACGCAAACAUAAAAAAAUGAUUCGAUUUUAAAUUUAACAAGGAAACUUACACACUGGAGCUCGACUGAAUGUCACAAUUUCGAGCCUGCAGCUCACGUGCUUUAAGCCUAGCGGAGGAACACUAAACUACCAAUCGUGGGCUUGCUAUGAUAGUAUUGUUUUUCCACUUCUCGGUCCCCGGCCCCCCACCGUUUGCUGCUAGUUGUCUGGAAUGUUGCAUGAGUUUUUGACUGAGCAACAAUAUUGACUCUUUAAGCCAAGAUGAAAGCCACAAGGAGCAAAGCUUCCAGACAUUAAUUCCCCCUUAAUGAUGGUUGAUAGAAUAUAUUUUGUAAGAGAUUAUUUUUAUAUAUAUUUUUUUCUUUAUUUAUUUUCUAUCUUUAUGUAAGAUAUUUCCCUUAGCAUUUCCAACUGUUGAGUUGCUGAGUUUUCUACUGAUGCACUGUUUUGAAAAUGUGCCUUGUUCCUGUGCAGUGGAACAUAACGAUGUUGAAUGAAAUGUGCAGCAUUGUGAUUCGUAACCCGUUUUUAGGGAACCUUUAUCGCACCACAAAGGGCUAACGUUACCACCGUGCUAGCUGCCGGUCCGCUAACGUUAGCUUAUGAGGCUAAGCUUUUUAUAUCUGAAAAAGCAACAAUUUCUUUUUGUGGUUUAGUUAAACUGAAAUCGGCUGCAGCUUUUGCCAUUCGAAUUUGAACUUUUGUAAAUUUACAAAUUAAAAAAACGUAUCAGCAGCAAUACGCCAUUGUAACUGUGGGUCUUCACGUUAUUAAUGAUAUCCACACUCAUCGUCUUUUGAGCUGUAAUAUCUGCUGUCUAAACAGCGUCUUGGUCGUAUCCCGUAACGAAUAGUAAGACGUGUAAGUAGGAAAUGUCUUUAAUGGUGUUUUUUUUAAAGGCUGCUAACCAAGAAAAAUGUAAUUUUAGAAAAAUCUUUCUAUCCAUCUAGCCUCCAAUGCCUUGGUCAUUAACAUGAGACACACGCUAAGAGGGAGCUUUUUGCAUCUGCACGGGACGCACCGAGAUUUCAACCAACCCCUCGAGGAACACAAGAGUGUAAAGAGGGAGGAAUUCGGUUGGACGGCAGGGGAAGCCGGACUGGUCAAACACUGGACGUUCACACAGGAGACAGCAGUUUGUGUCCAACGUUUCUUCUUUUUUUUAAAGUAAGAUACGCAACUACUCUUGCCAAGCAAGUGUACUUAUUUUAAGUAUUAAACAUACUCAUUUUAACCCAAACCAUGAGCCUUUAUGUUUUUAUAUAUAAACUCCACCAAGUAGUUUUUCUGCCUAUAUCCAAAAUAAUAGGUAGACCGAGGUUGGAAGUUAAUGUAACAAAAAAAACUUUUUUUAUUAUCUCACCAACAGGAACUAGGGCUCGGAAUCAUUUCAUAUAUUAGAGUAGAGAGAUGGGGAUGGAAAGUGUAAUGAUAUGCAAAACAUGUUCAUUAGUGGACGUUAACGUUGGGAGCUUGAGGCUGUGAAAAAACUGAUUUUAUCUGUCAAUACAAAUAACAAAGUGGACCAAGCAUUAAAUCAAAACUUCUAAUACCUGCGAGCCUCAACUUAUUAAGUACGACAUUGGGAUACCCGGCCCUAAUACUGCAGCAUUCAACCACUAAUCGGGGACUAGUUGGGAUUGUAGAGUAUAUAGCAGGCUGAUGACAGAACUCUAGAUGGUUUCAAGUGCAGAAAAAUGGGUUGUUUUAUUUUUAAAUUCCCAGUUCUCUUGUUAAAUGGUUAAAAACCUUUCCGGUGAAGUAACAUUCUACACUAACUCGGUCCUCAUUAAAGCUUCUUCUUGCAUGCAACUGAACUAACAAAGCGAAAGCACACAACUGCUGAAGUCCUCAUACGUCAGAGGCCACUGUCGACCUAUUCAACGCAAAGCCACGUUGUCUUUUAUUCGUCUUUUUGUCAAUAAAAGUUGUCUCAGAAUUAA